This is a messenger RNA of Impatiens glandulifera, 357 nucleotides long. Its product is annotated as early nodulin-like protein 1. The transcript has 2 exons. The record is from RefSeq and is a predicted model, not a curated record. Gene Ontology annotation, molecular function: electron transfer activity. NCBI's taxonomy places the organism in Eukaryota, Viridiplantae, Streptophyta, Magnoliopsida, Ericales, Balsaminaceae. The coding region runs from base 1 to 357 and encodes 118 amino acids. Gene Ontology annotation, cellular component: plasma membrane.
AUGCUGAAAUGGAAGAAUGGUUUAGGUUUAGGUUUAGAUUUAUUGGCUGUUGCAGGUUUUCGGUACAAGAAGGACUCUGUAAUGGAGGUGACUGAAAAAGAGUUCAAUAACUGCAAUUCAACAAGACCCAUUUCGUUUUCUAACAAUGGUCAUACAAAAAUUGAGUUUGAACGUUCUGGGUUGUUUUAUUUCAUUAGUGGCGCUUCUGGUCAUUGCCAACUUGGACAAAAGAUGGUAGUGAAAGUUAUGUCACCGGACGAAGAUGGAAAUAACCGGUCUUCUUCUUCUAUGUUGUCCGGUGCUUAUGGAGGAAUGAUGGCUAUGAUUCAUCUUGCUCUGUUUUGUUACUUUAAUUAA